This is a messenger RNA of Sapajus apella (tufted capuchin), 2113 nucleotides long. It is a transcript of the gene PVR, whose product is annotated as PVR cell adhesion molecule. The coding region runs from base 617 to 1972 and encodes 451 amino acids. The record is from RefSeq and is a predicted model, not a curated record. Gene Ontology annotation, biological process: coreceptor-mediated virion attachment to host cell; positive regulation of natural killer cell mediated cytotoxicity directed against tumor cell target; positive regulation of T cell receptor signaling pathway. Gene Ontology annotation, cellular component: apical junction complex; plasma membrane; focal adhesion. Lineage: Eukaryota; Metazoa; Chordata; Mammalia; Primates; Cebidae. The transcript is spliced from 9 exons. Gene Ontology annotation, molecular function: cell adhesion molecule binding.
AACUCCUGAGCUCCCACAGUCCUCCCGCCUCAGCCUCCCAAAGUGCUGAGAUUUCAGGCCCGAGCCACUGCGCCCUACUAUGCCCAUUUUUCAGGUAAAGAAUCAGAGGGCCCUCGAGGAGAAGCCAUUUUCCCAACAUGAGAGCCCACGGGUUUGGGCUGCUUGGAAGCACAGCCUGGUGGGCUCAGGAUCUGUCCCAUCACGAGUUGGAACCUCGGCUCUGCCACGCUGCAACCCUGAGCCUCGGUUGCUGAAUCUGUCCGCACGCCUCUGGAAAGUUGGCGUCGAGAAGCCGCCUCUUCUCAUGCGCACCUAGGGAACCAGCGAGCGUCCGUCUCCAGACUGAGGGCCGGGAGAGACAUGCGCAGAUUGGGGCCCCCGCGCGCGGGGGCACCCGGCUGUCAGCUCCCCUCCUCGUCAGUCACUUGUCGGGAGCUUAAAGAAGCGGGUAUUCCCCUUCCCAGGCACGGGGGGGAGCCGCCCCGCGGGGAUUCCAGGGCCCGAGCUCCGGGAUCUGGACUCACAGGAGCUGCGGCAGAGCGAGCGCGCCGGGGAGCGUGGAGGCGGCCCUCCCGCCGGGGCCCAGCUGCCCAGAGUGGCUGGUACGGCCCAAGCCAUGGCGGCCGCCGGGUGGCCGCCGCUGCUGCUGCUGGCUCUGCUGGUGCUGUCCCCGUCACGCCCGGAAACCGGAGACAUCGUCCUGAAGGCGCCCACCCAGGUGCACGGCUUCUUGGGCGACUCCGUGACGCUGCCCUGCCAGCUGCAGCUGCCCAGCACGGAGGUGACGCACGUGUCACAGCUGACUUGGACGCGGCUCAGUGACUCCCGCAGCGUGGCCGUCUUCCACCGUACUCAGGGUCCCAACUACCCGGAGUCCGAACGGCUGGAAUUCGUGGCCGCCAGGCUAGGGGCGGAACUGUGGGAUGCCUCGCUGAGGGUGUUGGAGCUGCGCGCCGAGGAUGAAGGCAACUACACCUGCCUGUUCGUCAUGUUCCCGCAGGGCAGCAGGAGCGCGGUUACCUGGCUCCGAGUGUUCGCCAAGCCCCAGAACACAGCUGAGGCUCAGAACGUCCAGCUCACCGGAGAGCCUGUGCCCGUGGCCCGAUGCAUCUCCACAGGGGGUCGCCCGCCUGCCCGAAUCACCUGGUACUCAGACCUGGGCGGGAUGGCCAAUAUGAGCCAGGAGCCAGGGCUCCUGUCUGGCACAGUCACCGUCACCAGCCUCUGGAUUUUGGUGCCCUCAAGCCAGGUGGAUGGCAAGAAUGUGACCUGCAGAGUAGAGCAUGAGAGCUUCGAGAAGCCUCAGCUGCUGGCUGUGAACCUCACCGUGUACUAUCCCCCAGAGGUAUCCAUUUCUGGCUAUGAUGGCAACUGGUACCUUGGCCAGACUGAGGCCAGCCUGACCUGCGACGCUCACAGCAACCCAGAGCCCACAGGCUAUGAGUGGAGCACAACCAUGGGUCCUCUGCCACCCUCUGCUGUGGCCCAGGGCGCCCAGCUCCUCAUCCAUCCUGUGGACAAGUCAAUCAACACUACUUUCAUCUGCAACGUCACCAGUGCCCUAGGAGCUCGCCAGGCAGAACUGACUGUCCAGGUCAAAGAGGGACCUUCCAGUGAACCCCCAGGCAUGCCCAAGAACAACAUCCUCCUCCUGAUUCUGGGACCCCUGGUUGUUCUGGCCCUGCUGGGGUUUGGACUUUAUUUCUAUUGGUCCAGAUGUUCCCAGGCAGGGAUCUUGCUGUCUUGCAUAGGCUGGUCUCAAAUCCUUGACAAGCACACCCGCCAUCCCUGUGUGACAAACGUGUAUAGCGUUACGGGAAGUGGCACCCCAUGUAAUGGCAGAGGCAGAACUUGGCGUUUUCAGGGCCCUGACACCCGGGCAUAUCUUCUUCCCAGCUUCCCAGCCUUGUUCCUUCCUGAUGACUUCCCCUCCUAUUUCCCCAGGUCCAAUGGCUGCCAGCACCUCGGAUAAUAGGCCCGUCUCCUAUGCCCCUGUGGCCAACUCUUCCCAGGAUUCCCAGACAGAGGUCACAAGGUGACAGCAUCGGGCCUGAGCGGGGAGAGACUGGAGCUGGCAAGGACGUGGGCCUCCAGAGUUGGACCCCAUCCCCAC